Verticillium alfalfae VaMs.102 is the source of this 411-nucleotide messenger RNA. RefSeq names its product kinesin. The coding region runs from base 1 to 411 and encodes 136 amino acids. The transcript has a single exon. The record is from RefSeq and is a predicted model, not a curated record. NCBI's taxonomy places the organism in Eukaryota, Fungi, Ascomycota, Sordariomycetes, Glomerellales, Plectosphaerellaceae.
AUGUCCGGCUCCACGACCGCGUCUGCGCGACGCAUCUCUUCCAUUGGCCCUCUCCCCGAAAGGGCCGGCCACCGGGCCUCGCUUAGCUACUCCGGGCCCCUCGCCAGUUCGACGAACGGUAUCUCUCGGCACCGCCGAAACAGCACAGCAGAGCGACGGCGCUCGCCGCCCAUCGCGUGUUCCCCAUCCGACUUUCGGGGUGCAUUCACCCAGGGCCAAGCGCGCCGCAUGAACUUUGCCGGCAGCGUCAAGCUGUCCGGUGUCGAGGGCAGCAGCCCAGGCGACCGGGCGCAGAGCCUCGAGGCAGGCAAGACCCGACGCAUCACUAUUGGUGGCUUGGGCGCCAUGGGUGGUGCCGCCACGAGGGGACGCGAUGUCAGCGCUGGUAGGGCUAGUGUUGGCUGGCGAUGA